UGUUGUUUAUCAACGCGAUUAUAGCGAACCAACACUUGAAGAUCAUUUUGAUAAAUCAAUUUUACCAAAAGUUAUGCAGGUAAUGUACAGUGUUUUCUUGUAUUCUAUUUUAGUGUAUUUAUGUUUUUUAUUAUUUUUUUAGGUUAAAAAUUUUGGUAUGGCUGGUCGUACAAAAUAUACACAUUUGGUUGAUCAAGACACAACAUCAUUUGAAAGUCCAUGGGCAUCAGACAAAGCAUCAAAUAUUAAAUUUCAUAAUGAACGUGGUGGUGGAAUGAAACAAUUGUUUGAUCGUCCAGCAAAAAAAAAUACAUUUCAUAAGAGUAAAAAAACUGAAUAA
This is a messenger RNA of Didymodactylos carnosus, 340 nucleotides long. Lineage: Eukaryota; Metazoa; Rotifera; Eurotatoria; Philodinida; Philodinidae. The record is from the annotation of a GenBank genome assembly.